AGAAGUUCCGUUUGAAAUGAGUUGAAGGAAGACGCUACGAGGAUAAAUAACACGUGUAAAAAAAAAAUACUAUAAGUGAAACUAUAUAUUUGACCAUCUGCUGAGUUUUACUACAAGGAGUGACAAUGUCAGGGAUUCCUCCAGACACAUGGCAGCCUCCCACAGUGGCUUUAGAGACGACGAUGGGGACUAUCGUGGUGGAGCUGUACUGGAACCACGCUCCAAAAACAUGCAAGAACUUUGCGGAGCUCUGCAGGAGAGGCUACUACAACAACACCAAGUUUCAUCGGAUCAUCAAAGACUUUAUGGUGCAGGGGGGAGAUCCGACAGGCACAGGUCGGGGUGGUGCCUCCAUAUACGGCAAACAGUUUGAAGAUGAACUAAAUCCAGAACUAAAAUUCACAGGUGCUGGUAUUAUUGCGAUGGCCAACGCAGGACCGGACACGAAUGGGAGUCAGUUCUUCCUCACUCUGGCGCCCACCCAGUGGCUGGAUACAAAGCACAGUAUUUUUGGACGCGUGUGCCAGGGAAUCUCCGUGCUGAACCGGAUCGGGAUGGUGGAGACGAGCACCCAAGAUCGUCCAGCCGACGACAUCAAAAUUGUCAGAGCUACUGUUCCUAAUUAAAUCAAUGCUGUUGUUUUUACACACUGUUGUUUUUUUUAUUAUUUUCAAAAUAAAUUUGCCACAAACAUG
Messenger RNA from Salarias fasciatus (jewelled blenny), 695 nucleotides. RefSeq names its product peptidylprolyl isomerase (cyclophilin)-like 1 (gene ppil1). The transcript is spliced from 4 exons. The coding region runs from base 126 to 626 and encodes 166 amino acids. Gene Ontology annotation, cellular component: catalytic step 2 spliceosome. The record is from RefSeq and is a predicted model, not a curated record. Gene Ontology annotation, molecular function: peptidyl-prolyl cis-trans isomerase activity. Gene Ontology annotation, biological process: protein folding; protein peptidyl-prolyl isomerization. Lineage: Eukaryota; Metazoa; Chordata; Actinopteri; Blenniiformes; Blenniidae.